Halichondria panicea is the source of this 1242-nucleotide messenger RNA. RefSeq names its product dnaJ homolog subfamily B member 1-like. NCBI's taxonomy places the organism in Eukaryota, Metazoa, Porifera, Demospongiae, Suberitida, Halichondriidae. Gene Ontology annotation, cellular component: cytosol. Gene Ontology annotation, molecular function: protein-folding chaperone binding. The record is from RefSeq and is a predicted model, not a curated record.
GGCGACCUUCACCAAGUUCAGCAAGAACCUUCCAGAAGCAUACGACCUCUUUCCAGAACUACUCCGAAAGCUGAGGCACUUAGUAGAAGUUUCUUUUUGUAACAGGUACUUGUAUAUUACAAGCGCAAAUCGUUUCUAAAACAGUAAAACAUCGAAGAAGAAUCAUCUGAAGUCAUGGGAAAAGACUAUUACAGCAUACUUGGUAUAUCUCGAGGGGCAUCACAAGAUGAAAUUAAGAAAGCUUACAAAAAGAUGGCACUAAAGUAUCAUCCUGACAAAAACAAAGAUCCAGGAGCAGAGAACAAAUUCAAAGAAAUAGCUGAAAGUUAUGAAGUUCUCAGUGAUCCAAAGAAGAAAGAUGUCUUUGACAAGUUUGGAGAGAAUGUACUGAAACAUGGUGGAGGUGAAAGUGCUGAAUACAACUUUAAUGGCAACCCUCUUGAGAUGUUCUCACAAAUGUUCGGUGGAUCUGUUUCGUUUGGGAACGUGUUUGGUGGAUCAAGUUUCUCUGAAGGUGAUAAUGGUUUGUUUGGUAGUAGAGCCUUUGAAGAAAUGAACUUCAAUCCAAAACAAGACAAAGAAGUCAACCACGACUUGUACGUAACAAUGGAAGAAUUAUUUCUAGGCUGCACAAAAAAGAUGAAAAUAUCUCGUACGGUGUUAUCGUCGUGUGGAGCUCAAAAACAGGAAAAAGUAGAAGAAGUUGUUGUAAAGCCAGGUUGGAAGGAAGGUACCAAGAUAAGAUAUCAGAAACAAGGAGACCAAUAUCCAGGAAGGAUACCAGCAGACAUUGUUUUCACAAUAAAAGAAAAACCACACCACCAUUUCACACGAAAUGGAAAUGACCUGAAAUUCACUUCUAAAAUUUCGCUUAAAGAUGCGCUAUGUGGUGUAACUAUAACUGUUCCUUGCAUUGACAAGACAGUAAAGACUCUGGACAUCAAAGAAAUUGUUUCACCAAAGUUUGUGUGGAAACUAUGUGGUCAUGGAAUGCCUCUUUCGAGUAAACCUGGCUGCCGCGGUGAUUUAAUAGUGAAUUUUAACAUACAAUUUCCAUCUAUUCUCACUGCAGAAGAUAAGAAAACACUGAAAUCCAUCCUCUCUUAGUAGCAUGUUUUAUGGUGCUUACUCAUGAAUGUUUGUGUUUUUCUGAUAAAUUAAUUACAGCAUGCUAACUGACACAAGAUUGAUUUUUAUUCACUUUUAUAGCCAUUUUUUGAUGAGAACGUUAUGCAAAACUUA